GUUGGCGGGUGAGAGGUUUUUUCGCUCUAGGGAGAUUGUUCAAGCAAUCAUUAUGUCAACAGGCACAGGUGUUUCCCUUCCUUCAUAUGAGGAAGAUCAGGGAUCCAAACUUACUCGAAAAGCUAAAGAGGCACCAUUCGUACCCGUUGGAAUAGCAGGUUUUACAGCAAUUGUUGCAUAUGGAUUAUACAAACUGAAGAGCAGGGGAAAUACUAAAAUGUCCAUUCAUCUGAUCCACAUGCAUGUGGCAGCCCAAGGCUUUGUUGUAGGAGCAAUGACUGUUGGUAUGGGUUAUUCCAUGUAUCGGGAAUUCUGGGCAAAACCUAAGCCUUAGAAGAAGAGAUGCUGCUUUGGUCUCGUUGGAGGAGCUUGCUUUAGUUAGACGUCUCAUUAUUGAAGUUACCUAUUAUUGUUGGAAAUAAACUAAUUUGUAUGGGUUUAGAUGGUAAC
Pongo pygmaeus (Bornean orangutan) is the source of this 450-nucleotide messenger RNA. RefSeq names its product HIG1 domain family member 1A, mitochondrial-like. The record is from RefSeq and is a predicted model, not a curated record. The transcript has a single exon. Bases 53 to 334 code for a protein of 93 amino acids. Gene Ontology annotation, cellular component: mitochondrion. Lineage: Eukaryota; Metazoa; Chordata; Mammalia; Primates; Hominidae. Gene Ontology annotation, biological process: mitochondrial respirasome assembly; negative regulation of apoptotic process.